GUGGGGAUUUCCAGCGGAACAUGAAGGUAAGAGUCGCUGGAUGAUGGGGAGGAGGGCGGCUCGUUAAUGGAGCUGCCCAGCACUGCAUGACACUGAACGGGCAUGUUUACAUUCACGUCUUGUUCUUAUUGAGCUGGCAGCAUUGGACAUGGUGUUUUUAAUGUAUGCUCCUCUCUGCAAACCCUGACCUUCAACCUACUGCAGGGGGGGAAACCUGGUGGUGAGGGCUUAAUAAGGUCCAUCACCCAAAUCAACCACCUUCCCUUGUCACAUUCCUCUUUUUGAGGUGUUUUGGCUAAAGAGAUGCCCAUUACAGUAGGAGAGAGCCCUGGGCAAGGCGUACGCCCGAAUUAAACUGAGCACAUCUUCACUUUCAUUACUCCAUAUCGCUCCUUUGGAGAAUGAUCAGAGCUUGCUGAUUUUCCUCCCAACCCUGCACCGAUGUCCCAGGUCUCCCGGUGUCUAGUGGAGGAGAGGUCUUGAGAUGGCAAGGGGUGCCGUUUAAAGAAAACUCCUGGAUUGUAGGAUAAGAGGUUGCAAGUUACGCAGCCCACUGCCACCAAUGGAUGCCAAGUUGCGAGAAGAUCUAUUCCGCAGAUAUGUGGCGUCUUUGGAGAAUCGGCUUGAGGAGGGAGCCGGUGAAGGAGGAGAUAAGCAAGGAGCUAAGACUGAAGAGGCACUGAUUUCUACUGCAACUGCACUGCUAGGCUCAUACCAGCCCGAUCCAGGGCAGCGCUUUCGCAUGGUUCGGUUCUAUGAAAUUGCAGAGAACUCCCUGAGGACUCAGAGGAGCGCAAACUUGCGGACACUGGAGACAGCCUUUGCAACGCUGGAAACCAUCUGUACCAAUUUGCUGCUGUUUCCUUGGAAGAAGGAAUUCCGUUGCAUAAAGACCUUCACAGGGCCAUAUGUUUACCAGUUGCAGUCGGUGAUAUGCGACUCAGACUUGCGUUCGCUGCUGCGUUCUAUGGGCUACUCAAGAGAUCAGGAAUUGCAGUACCACGUUAGGGACCAUCCAGGUGGGCCCUCCCACCUCCGGCAGCUCGCCUUUGAACUGCUCCUCGCCCAGGCUGAAUGCCGUCUACUCGGUGAGGUGGUGUCCAUGUCUCGGGGCUUUGCCUCGGAGCUGGACGCCGUGGAAGUGAGGAGGAACACCAGAGAAGAUGCAGCAGGGUGCGCUGACGCCCUCCGCCGACGAGAUAGCCUUACAGGAGACUUGUCCCGCCUGUCGGUGCGGCCGAUGGAUAUCGACCGCGCCCACCUAAGGCGAAGCGGCCGGCCGUCCAAGUCAGUGGAUGUAACAGACAGCGCAGGGCACUGGCACCAAGCCAGCAAGCCAGUGCUGAAGGCCUCGCUCAGCCUGCGCAAAGAGCCAUUGUUCGUGGACACGGAAGAAGACAUGAAGGAUGAAAUCAUCCGACCGAGCCCUUCGCUUUACCCUGUGGUGGCGCCGCCCUCCUACAGCCCAGUGGCUGACUUCUUCCCUAUUCAGUCGCCCCCGUCUGAGCCAUACUCUUACCACUUGUCCUCCCUGGAUGAGGUGGACUUGUACACUGAGCGGGGUUUGGGUGGCCACCAGACGCCCUCUAGGCCGCCGAGCCGGGAGCCUCGAGAACCCCGGGACAGUUGGGUUCUGAAGGGGCACGUGAUGAAGUGCCAGGGCUGUGGCAUGGGCUGCCCUUCGCUCUCCUCUUGCCAGAGGUGCGACAUGAUCUUGUGUUCGUCCUGCCAUGCCGUGGAACCGGCGCCCUGUUGCGGUUUCCAGGAUUACACUAAAACUUCCCGGCCUUUGGAUGGCUACAUGCCCAUCAAGGAGAAGUUGUCCGUCUACUCCAACGCCCACUCGCACACUCACCCGCACCCUCAUCCACUUCCCCACGCUCAGUCCCACUCGCUGUUGCUGGACAAAGCUGUGAUGAGCACCAAGCUGUUUCCCAGUAAACCCGUGGGUUCGGGCACCAGUCCGGUGGUUGGCUCGGUCAGCAGUGGCAGCAGCAGCGGUGGGGGUGAGCGGCUGAGUGUGGGCGGCUCCCGCUGUGGCUUUUGCAACAAGCCAGGGGCCUCUCACACCUGUGUGAACUGCUCCAAGGUGUCAUGUGACACGUGCAUGAGCCUUUACGCCAGUGAUGUGUGCACCCGCAAAAAUCCCCAUCAUAACUUUGUGCCCAAUCAUCAACUCAAUUUCAAAUCCAGCACCAUAUCCCACCUCGUAUAUCGAUAGAGCAGGAACACAGCCGCGCUACAGUCGUGCACUACACCUCCUUUGCUCUUUUUAUCUCUGAUUUUCCACCCUUGAUUUUUUUUUAUUUAACUUUUCCUGCUUCCUUUCUCAGUUGGCAGUUGUUUGGUUUUGGUCAUGUGAUCUUGCAGUGCAUUUCCUGUCCCUCAGUAGCUCUACUUUAUCAAGAAAAAAAAAGCUGUUUGUCCGGAGAAUUCCAUUCAGUAUCAAUGUUUGUUAACUUGAAAAAUAACCAUGCAGCGCAUAGGAACUGUGAAUGUUUAGCAGAGACUUCUCCCUGGAAUUGAAUCGAGUAAGUUGGAACUUCUCAAACUUGAACAAAAGAAAAAAAAAAGAUAAUAACAUUACACUGGAAGUAAAUAGUAUAUAUAUUUUGAAUUGUGAAUCUAUAGAUCUAUGUAAGACUAUCGGUCUCAUGGUGGGGUGGUUUUCCCAGGUGAAUGGAGCUUCAGUUGUGAAUUUGUAUCAGAACUUCUAGUUGCUGUUAAGUCACUAUAUUGAGUCCUCUGACAAGAAAUGCCUUGUGGGUUUACCCCUAAGAAGUCAGCCUACGCUGUUCAAAAUGCUGCUGUUGAAAGUAAAACCAGGAGGGGGCGCUCCUGGCCUCUAACAUAUUUUGCAAGCACCAUGAAACUCUUUUUGACUUCAUGCACAUACUUUUUGAUUAUGUCAGUGUAUUUUGUUUCCUUUAUCCAGAUUUCCUUUACAUUAUUGUAACCUGGCAAGAUGUUAUGUCAUUGAAAUGGAGAAUAAUUUAAUAUUUUGCUACGCUGACUGUCGUUAGACACAAUUAUUUUUUUGUUAAAUCAUGAUACAGUACAUUUAUGAUGGUGUGUACGCAUACCAUGAUGAACUGAAGUGUUACCACUGGGUGAAUGUCACAAAUGAUUGUACUGGUCAUAUUUCACCCCACAAUCCAAAGAAGAUAUGAUAUUUUACAUAGAGAAAACAAGAUUCUUAUUACUGCAGUGCAAAAAUACAGAAAUACAGUGUUUACUUGUUUUUAUGCAGUACAACAAAUACUACCACAAUGUAUUCUUAUAGUAGUACUUAAACAUAAAUGUUUUCACAUUCCGGUUAUGAGAAUUAUAACACAGAAAUUCAUUUUCUUUAUGCAAAAUAUUUGUCUUCCUGUUUUAUUUAUUUACUUAUUUAUAUUAUUGAGUAAAAUGUGACUUGGACAUUUUUUGUGAGAUUCACCCUGAUUGGCCUAAUUUUUAUUUUUCGUUGAAAAUAACACUAAUUAUAUACAUGUUUUCCUUGUUUUGUUUUUGAUUUGUUUUGUUUGUUAAUUUUGUGUGCCUGCACCAAUAGAACAAAGUCAGUAUAUUACUCUGGUUACAUAUCCUUAAUUUCAGAGACCUUUCAACCUGCUCUCCCUGCUGCCUUAGGUAACCUUUCCAAUCACCUGAAGGCUGCACUCAAUGCAGGACUCGAUGCUUCAUGUCUGUACGCAGCAUAAAGCGAGGGCCAAAACAAAUCUGUCAGGGAAACAGAAACUAGCACAAGACAAAAAGAUGGCAUGUUCUUAUGAAGUAACGUCAGUAUGUGUUUUUGAUUUAGUGAAACGAGUGUUAACGGAUGCGGUCAGUCCUCUAGCUCUCCUUGCCUUUGUCUCUCUGUUGAAUGAAACUCUGCUGCGUCCUUAAACUCUGCGGUUGUUUCCAGUCCAAAACAGCAGCCAGGAAUAAUUUGAUUGGAUUUUUACAUUCAAGUGACAGCAUGAUUAACCAAUCAAAACUGCAAUGUGCCAAACACCCACAGGCUGUGAAGACAGAACCGUACCCUACUGCUCAUCUGCACAGUAACUGAGCCAUUUGAGAGUGUUUUAACCCUGAGUGAUGGAUAACCUGUGUGUGACUAAGCCACUUUCUCUCACACUCCGAUCAGUUCUCAUCGUAACCUGUAAAAUGGUUUGUGUGGUGAUUUGACUAGAAAUGAACUGCUGAGUGAAUUGACCCCGACAUGCUCCUCCAUACACACACGCACUCCUCUGCUCCUCGUCCCCAUCCCCCCCCAUCCAUGAAGCAUUAUUCACAUCUGCAGAGGUCAGAUCCCUCUCUGGCAAACAAGUUUUAUCUUCAACGGAGACGUGGUGGGGCGGGGGUGAGGAGUUAGCCAAAAUGUUUGUCAGUAAAAGUAUAAUCCUAUAAUUAUAUAAAUUAAUUAAAAGCGAUGAUUUUAUAAAAUAAUUUCAAAAAUAAAGUUCUACAAAAAAGCACUGUCUUUGGCGUUUGAGUUGUGGAUAAAACAUGAGUUAAAAACGCACUGAAUCACCACGAAUCACAGGACUUGCAAACUGUAUGUUCUCACAUUAGGCACUUCACUGACAUGUAUUUUACGGACAUACUGCUGAUCCAUAGGUCCGAAAAAGUUCCAGUUUGGUCACAUCACUCCAUCAAACAUUCUUCCAGACUCCACAGGUCUAUCCAAAUGAAUUUUAGCAUGUUUAAGUCGGCCUUUUUGUCCUUCUUGGUCAAGAGUGGUAUUUGCCAAGAUGCCUCAACAUGAAAGCCAUGCUUGUCUAGUGUUAUUUUUAUACACUGCAAUGAAAUGUUUUUCCUCCUUUCGCCAAGUCAUCUUGCAAGUCUUUGGCUGUACAUUGCAGGUUUUUCUAAAUUGUUCUGAUCAAACAUUUUAUGAAAUUGUGCUCUUUUUGUAUUUUUCCAACUACCUCAAAGGUUUUCUGGCACAACACAUCUUAAACUAAGGAGUAAGGCUGCCAGGUGUGUCUCU
Molecule: messenger RNA, 4975 nt
Organism: Labeo rohita (rohu)
Lineage: Eukaryota; Metazoa; Chordata; Actinopteri; Cypriniformes; Cyprinidae
Gene: spata2
Product: spermatogenesis associated 2
Exons: 3
Coding region: 563-2221 (552 amino acids)
Biological process (GO): regulation of necroptotic process; protein linear deubiquitination; protein K63-linked deubiquitination
Cellular component (GO): cytoplasm
Source: RefSeq, a predicted model, not a curated record